AAAAUCCUAAGAGAGAAUCAGAUAAAAUAGUUUAUAACCUCCACAACUUGAAAGAAAUUGCAUGAUAUUCGGAUAUGGCAAUCUUCCGAACAAGUUUGCUUCUGUUUCUAAUACUCUUCUGUCUCACCACAUAUGAGCUUCAGGUUCAUGCCACUGAAACCGCACAAGGCGGUGAAGGCGCAGUUAAAAUAGAUUGCAAUGGGAGAUGCCAAGGGAGAUGCAGCAAAUCGUCGAGGCCGAAUCUGUGCUUGAGAGCAUGCAACAGUUGUUGUUCACGCUGCAACUGUGUGCCACCUGGUACACACGGAAACCACCAUCUUUGCCCUUGCUAUGCCUCCAUUACCACUCGUGGUGGCCGCCUCAAGUGCCCUUGAAUCUAUGUGUAUGUAUUUGUGCGGAGCUAUGUCUUUGAAGGACAAUAAUACGUAGACUGUGUUUUCUGUAUUUAAAUUAUGAAGGUCUCUGCAUGCUUAUGGCUUAAUCUUCCAUGUGUUUAGUCAACUAUAGCAUACGUGCUGUCCCGGAUAUUUUGGAAGCUUAAAGCAUUUCAAAAGAAUAUAUCUCUUAUUAGAUAAUAAUAAUAAAACGGCUGAAAAUCACUAUUUAUCGUUGCUCUCUAGGAGAUUUCUUUCUGUAGCCUUUUCCGUA
Thlaspi arvense is the source of this 648-nucleotide messenger RNA. The record is from the annotation of a GenBank genome assembly. NCBI's taxonomy places the organism in Eukaryota, Viridiplantae, Streptophyta, Magnoliopsida, Brassicales, Brassicaceae.